UGGAAGGGGAAGGAAUAUGGACAGGGUUUGCGACAACAUACAUCCAGAUUGUGGGGUAUAAAUGCUUGCAAGGCUCUGAGGUGUGGAAUUCAGUGCUUGCAGACUCUCUCACAUGGAGGAAGCAAGCGAGAGCAGGAAGAAGGGCCCCAAAGGGAAAAAAGACGACCUCUUCCAUGUCAUUCACAAGGUACCUUACGGAGAUACUCCUUAUGUCAGAGCCAAGCACGCUCAGCUAGUGGAGAAAGACCCGGAAGCUGCCGUAGCAUUGUUUUGGGAGGCGAUAAAAGCGGGGGACAAGCUGGAGAGUGCUCUCAAGGACAUGGCGGUGGUGAUGAAGCAAUUGGACAGAGCCGGAGAAGCCAUCGACGCCAUCAAGUCCUUCAGAUCCCUUUGUUCCAAGCACUCCCAGCACUCGCUCGACAACCUCCUCAUUGACCUCUACAAGAAAUCCGGAAGAGUAGAGGAGCAGAUAGAAUUGCUCAAGAGGAAAUUAAGAUCAAUCUACCAAGGGGAAGCCUUCAGCGGAAAGCCCACAAAAAUUGCUCGCUCUCAUGGCAAGAAAUUCCAAGUUUCUAUCAAGCAAGAAACUGCCAGAUUACUGGGAAACUUGGGGUGGGCGUACAUGCAGAAGGGGAACUACAUGAUGGCGGAGGUGGUGUUUAAAAAGGCCCAGAUGAUAGAGCCGGACUCCAACAAGGCCUGCAAUGUGGGGCAGUGUCUGAUGCGGCAGGCCCGAUUUGAGGAGGCCCGGUGGGUUCUCGAGCAAGUAAUCGCGGGCUCGGACAAGGGCAAGGUGGUUAAAAGAGCGCAGGACAUGAUGUCGGAAUUGAAACUUACAGCGUCACAUGCACGGCUGGGGCCUCAUGAUGCUCUUGUGAAAGGAAUUGACCAAUUACUCCCGGUUUGGGGGUACAAUAGAUCCAGAAGGCUUCCAAUCUUUGAACAGAUCACUCCUCUCACAGAUCAAUUAUCCUGUUCCUAAUCCUUUUUAUCUUGGCAACAUAAAAUGGUGGCCCACUUGUAUUUAAUUAAUAAUAUAUACCAGAAACAAAUAUUACAGUCUUACCAUAUUUGUACCGUUUUCUGGUUACUGGCUUCCAAUAAUCAAUAGAUCCCAGUCAUUUGAGUUCCA
Prosopis cineraria is the source of this 1132-nucleotide messenger RNA. Its product is annotated as protein SULFUR DEFICIENCY-INDUCED 1-like. The transcript is spliced from 4 exons. The record is from RefSeq and is a predicted model, not a curated record. Lineage: Eukaryota; Viridiplantae; Streptophyta; Magnoliopsida; Fabales; Fabaceae. Gene Ontology annotation, molecular function: protein binding. The coding region runs from base 113 to 982 and encodes 289 amino acids.